This is a messenger RNA of Astyanax mexicanus (Mexican tetra), 4069 nucleotides long. Its product is annotated as GRAM domain-containing protein 2B. The transcript is spliced from 13 exons. Bases 339 to 1325 code for a protein of 328 amino acids. The record is from RefSeq and is a predicted model, not a curated record. Lineage: Eukaryota; Metazoa; Chordata; Actinopteri; Characiformes; Acestrorhamphidae.
CACUGCCAAACGCAAAUGUGGAUUAAGAAAUCCUGAGGUGAACCUGAGUGUGAAUAAGUGAAUACGGUGUAAGUCGGGUGAGGAGGUGAGGUGGUGAGGUACUAGGUGAGGUAUUAGGGAAUGGUUUUUCCUCAUACCUGGAGUCUGGAGACGGGGGCUGACGGUUAAUAAACCAUUUGUAUGGUGUCGUGUUGAAGAGCACAGCCUUGAGCAACACAUUUCAGAGGUGUGUGAGGUAUUGGACGAGGUGACGGGUGGUGAGGUGGCUGCUGUGUGUGUCUUCUGAAUGUUAUUCUCCAGACUGUGGAGGACUGCUCGGGAAAGCCAAAGGCUGUAAAAUGAGGAGGAGCAUCGACUGCACCAAGAGCCGUGGUCUGGAUGAAGCCCAUCUAGAACUCGACAUCAACCGGAACCUCAACGGAACCAGCCCAGCGAAGAAUUCCACCAUAGAGGAGGAGGGGGAUCGUAUAGAUGGACUCAGCCGAAACAGUUUCAAGAACCACAAGAAAACAUUUCACAAACAUUUCCCAGAGAUCGCUGAGCUGGAGGAAUUGACCAGUGCUUUCACCUGUGCCAUCCAGAAGGAGGUGCUGUACCAUGGCAGGAUGUACAUCUCUGAGCAUCAUGUGUGUUUCCACUCUUCUGUCCUGCUGAAAGAGACCAAGGUUGUGAUUCCCGCUUCCACAAUCCAGGUGAUAAAGAAGAAGAACACAGCACGGGUUGUGCCCAACGCGAUUUCAAUCAUCACCAACAACACAGAGAAGCACCUAUUUGUGUCGAUACGGAACAGAGACGUGUGUUUCAAACUCCUGCAGCUGAUAUGCCCACAUCUACAGACUGGAAGUGCUAACGGCAGCCCACAGAUGUCUUCUGUAGAAAACGUCCACGAACUAGAAAUUGACACAAUUUCCAGUCACUCCAGUCAGGAAGACAAUGGAGACCAUCGCAGAGUGUCUCUUCCAGAGCGAGACAAAAUCCCCCUGUCCUCCUUCUCAGUCUCAGACAUCCCCAACGGUCAGGCCGAAAACGGCUCCACAUCACAGAGCGAACCUAGCAGGACAGAAGGUCACUCUACAGAGGAGAUACAGAAGGAUACAGAAACUGUCUCCUGGGUCACCAUGGUAACAGAGAAGAUCAGAUCAGCCGUGUCCACGAGAACGACGAGCCAACUCAACAAACUGCUCACCGUCUAUCUGCUGCUAGUGCUGCUCCUGCUGCUGACAUCUGGCUACAUUGGUCUGCGCAUCGUGGCUUUGGAGGAGCAGCUGAACACACUUGGAUCUUUGCCUGAAUUUAGCCUUCAAACAGAGUACAAGGAAUCAUAACUGUUCAUAUGGGGAAAGUGGCUGAAAGACUCCUGAGGGGGGAAAAACGAAGAAAUCUAAAUGUCUUCGAAAAACGCAACAAGAUGUCUUCUUAGAAGGAGUGAGCUGAUCCAGGAACAGCUCUAAAAGAGCAGGUCUACCCAGACUCCAGCUGCACCGUGAAUACAGAUACCCAGCAGACCAAACUGAACCGAGUGUUAUAAACUGGGAUCUGGAGACACUUGGGGGCAACAUGUUAAGAUGAGAUCCACUGAGUUUCAGUACUGCUUAUAACAUGCCCUUAUUACCCUGUACAUUACCCUCAGCAAAUUCUACCCUUUGGAAAAACUCCCUGUGUGCUCAUUGCUAUCUUACACCCAACAGUCUAUUUUAAUACCUUCAACCUGUGUUGUUUGAAUAGCAAUGGUGCUUGUGCCAUAUCUACAUACUGAUAGUGUGGGAGGUUUGGGGAGCACAAUCAUUAUGCAAAUAACUAAUGCUAGGAGCCAAUAGGAAAGAUAUACUUUUUGUGUACUAAUAAAGGUUAGGUACUUUACCUUAAAUGUUUUAGUGAACUGUCCCCAAACAGAGUGAGUGUACACAUAUAAGACAUUAGCACAUUUGCUGUGUGUGGCAAAGUGAUUAAUAUGGUACUUCAGGCAGGUGCUAUCAUGUUGUGAUCACAGUAGUGACUACAGGAUGUUGCUAUGUGUUGGCAAGCCACCUUGGUAACCCAGAUAGUUCAUAUGGUGUCUCAUGUGGUUGCUCAGGUGUUGUCAAUGGUUUCAUGUGGUUGGUUUAGUGGUUUAGGGAAUUUAAAGGGUUCCAAACCUUUGAAUCCUAGUUGUUCCUAUGGGGAAACAUUCUGCAAAUCUAUUGACACUCUGAAAAGGACGCAUUGGAUCCUAAAAAAACAUCACACAAUCAGACAGAAACACUUUAGAGUUGUGAUUUUUGUUGAGUUGGGCAAUCAGCAAAUUUAUUAAGAGCAUGUUAAAACCAGUACUGAAAUAGACCACAAGUUGCCUGAAUUGAACCAAACCUUUCAAAGGAGCAGUAUCAGAUAAUUGUACAGCCACAUUUCUAAGUGAGCUGAGCCCCAAUCAGUUUCGACCUUUCACAAAAUGAUCAUUUUUAUGAAAUCACAAAAGCUUUGUCCUUUGUUCUAGCUUUCAGUCUUUUUGCUGUACAUAGGAGCGUAGCUGACAAAAUAAAUAAGCUUUCAAUAUGAGAAUGCAAUGCCAGGUUCACACUACACAACUUCUUCAGCUUUUAAUCAGCAAUCUUUUUAGUUGUCGUUGUUUCUACACGUGACUGAUCAGUGAUUAACACGGUAAGUCACAAAUUAAAAAAGCAGCAUCCCAAUCAAACACACAAACAAAAAAGUGUUGAAUAUAAUAUAAAUAUCCUCCAUAUAUACUCAGAACCUGGUGAGUUUUUGAGCGUGGCAGUGAUAGACACUAUUAUCUAGACACUAUUAUCCCCCUAUGUAAUGCGUAACUGAAUGGGAGGAGCUAUUUACAUCUGGAACAAGUUUAAAAAACAAAUGGCAGAUAAUGAGGUUAGUACAGUUUUUAACGUUUUGUCUACUUAAAUGCCAAAAUUACACCAUUAACGGUCUAAUUCCAUCGUUUUUAAAUUCAUUUAAAACAGUCUAGUUGUGGUCUCUAGUAUGAAUAAAUGGCAUGUGAGGUGUUUUUUAUAUAUAUAUAUAUAAAAAAUGCUCAGGUGUUUCAAUGUAGCCCUGCUUUAAAUCACUGAAUUAGAGGUCUCUGAAGAAAGACAGGAUUUGGCUCUUGUUCAUGAAUAUUCAUGCAUACAAAUAUAACGCCGCUGAUUGGCUAACAGAACUGCAACAGAAUACGUGUACCUGCCUUUCCCCUCACAGUCAAUUUUACAGCUUUAAAACUCAAAGGGCAAAAUGUUUUCAGAAAUACGUAUAUUUAAGGUCUCGGUAAAACGCGGAAUCAACCGGAGAUCCGAUUUAAACCUAUAGUUACUACUUACACAGGAUAGCUAAAGCUAAAUAGCUUUGUAAACAGAUCUGUAAACAGAGCUGUAAGUUCCACCUGUGAGCAGUCCUGAGCCGAGGUGGGAGAGGCCAUGAACUCACUGAUUGACGUCGACACCCUAACAUCUCUCUGAUCAACACAGUGCAGCAUGUAUUUACAACUCAGAGAGACCUAUAGUAUUUUACAAAGAACAAGAAAAAGUGAAUUUUAACGGAAGGAAACCUUUAAGAUUAAUAUAUAGGAUAUGAACACUUUCUUUUACCAGGAAGAACUCUCGCUGAAUUCCAUUCACAACACUUUUUUAAUACUAGUGGAUUUUAGAGUUUUAGUUGCUGACUGGUGCAGAUAUCAAACCUGCUAGAUAUUUCUCAUGGUCUUUGCAAGGCAUCAGCAGUUACUUCACACACAGUGACCGAAUGAGCAUCGAGUAAAUGCCAAUUUCUCUCCAACCUGAGACGUGUGUUACCAAUCUCCAUAAACAAAAUCAGGGCUUAAAUCAUGUAGUGUGAACCUGUCAUAAUAAGCAUAGAGAUACUGUACAUGAUCCACUAUCAGACAGAAAUAUUACUGUUUAUACUGAGAUGAUUCUAAAAUGGUACUCAGAAGCUCUUUUGAUAAAUCUUUUCACGAAUUCUGUUUUAUGACCACAUUUUACAUUUUACUUUUUCAUUUACUGACGAUCUUAUUUUUUCGUGAUAUUUUAAAUUCAUUUGAAAACUGUUUUUGAAAUAAAAUGUUAAAUUAUGGUAAAAA